Panthera uncia (snow leopard) is the source of this 2011-nucleotide messenger RNA. RefSeq names its product glycogenin 1 (gene GYG1). The coding region runs from base 16 to 1326 and encodes 436 amino acids. Gene Ontology annotation, molecular function: glycosyltransferase activity. NCBI's taxonomy places the organism in Eukaryota, Metazoa, Chordata, Mammalia, Carnivora, Felidae. Gene Ontology annotation, cellular component: cytoplasm. The transcript is spliced from 7 exons. The record is from RefSeq and is a predicted model, not a curated record.
CCGGUCUAGUGGGGGAUGCGGAGGCACGAGGUCCCAGGCAGGUGCCCCUCGGGAGCAGGACCAGAGGUGCCAGGGAGCUGGACCCGGGCCCAGCCCCGAAGGUGCUGGGGCUGGCAGGGGACCCGGGCCGGCCGCUCAGCUGGGAGGAUGCCGGCGGGCGCGGGGGAGCGUGCGCGGCCACGUGACAGCCGCUAUAAGAGCGCUCCGGGCGGACGCUCAGCUCCUGCCGCGCCUCCUCGCUGGCCGCGCUCCCGCCCGGCGCCCGGCUUCUCCCAGCCACCAACCUGCGGCUGCGGCGGCCGCCCGCCCCUACCCGGCAGCACCAUGACAGAUCAGGCCUUUGUGACACUGACCACAAACGAUGCCUAUGCCAAAGGAGCCUUGGUCUUGGGCUCCUCUCUGAAACAGCACAGGACAACCAGGAAGCUGGUCGUGCUUGCCACACCGCAGGUCUCGGACUCCAUGAGAAAAGUUUUAGAGACCAUCUUCGAUGAAGUCCUCACAGUAGAUGUCUUAGACAGUGGCGAUUCUGCUCAUCUAACCUUAAUGAGGAGGCCUGAAUUGGGUGUCACGUUAACUAAACUCCACUGCUGGUCACUUACACAGUAUUCAAAAUGUGUGUUCAUGGAUGCAGAUACUCUGGUCCUAGCAAAUAUUGAUGAUCUUUUUGAGAGAGAAGAGUUGUCGGCGGCACCAGACCCAGGGUGGCCUGACUGCUUCAAUUCUGGAGUCUUUGUUUAUCAGCCCUCAGUUGAAACCUACAAUCAGCUGUUGCACCUUGCUUCCGAGCAGGGCAGUUUCGAUGGUGGGGACCAGGGUUUACUGAACACAUUUUUUAGUGGCUGGGCAACAACAGAUAUCAGAAAACACCUGCCAUUUAUUUAUAAUCUAAGCAGCAUUUCUAUAUACUCCUAUCUCCCAGCAUUUAAAGCAUUUGGUGCAAAUGCCAAAGUUGUGCAUUUCCUGGGGCGAAUCAAACCAUGGAAUUAUACUUAUGAUCCUAAAACAAAAAGUGUCAAAAGCGAGUCCCAUGAUCCCACCAUGACUCAUCCAGAGUUUCUCAACCUGUGGUGGGACAUCUUCACCACCAACGUUUUACCUCUGCUUCAACAGUUUGGCCUUGUCAAAGAUCCCCACUCGUACCUAAAUGUGGAAGGUGUCUCGGGAGCCGUAUCACAUCUGUCCCUCGGGGAGAUCCCGGCUACAGCACAGCCUUUUGUGUCCUCAGAAGAACGGAAGGAGCGGUGGGAACAGGGCCAGGCCGAUUACAUGGGAGCAGAUUCCUUUGACAACAUCAAGAGGAAACUUGACACUUACCUCCAGUAGAAACGCUGCCAUUUUCCCAUGGACACAUCCAUUUCACAGGCACUUGUUUCGGAUGCUUAGUAUCUAGAGCUGGGUUAAGCAAGGUCUGUUACAGUUGCUAGAAGCUUUGCUAAAAUUAAAAUUCAUCAGAUGAGGGGAUUUUGCAGGACAACAGGUGAGAACUGGGCAAAAGUUGUGAAGUAGCAGUUCUAUUAUGUGUGGACAGUGUUCUGCUUUUUAACCCUAGGCUUAUUCAGCAGAUGGUCAGAGAGUCUGGAUUUUGCUGACCUAUGUGGUAAGGGAAACUCAAGCUAUUAAAUUGGCUGUAUCGACUCUAGAAACGUGCCAAGACAGGCUCUAAAUCCGCCUCUCUUCAGACUGGGACAGGGUAUCUCUCUCGUGCUUGCUUGUUAUACCUUUGACUAGACCCACAAUUUAGAAUUGCCCAGAGGCCACCAGAGCGAUUGUAAUUGUGCUUCCAGGUAAAGACAGCCUAGAACACUGCUAAGGGAUUCAUCAACCUAUCAACAGAUGGUGUUAACCCAUUUUAUUUCCUAAUUUCAGUGUCUGAAGUUGUUCACCAGUUUUCUAUGUACAGUUUACAGCAUGCGAAAACGCUUUUGUUCAGUUCUCUGUAUCUGUAAACAGCCAUGUGUUCUCUGAUGGUUACCUGCAGUGGCACCCUGUAUGAAAAUAAAGACUUCUU